Molecule: messenger RNA, 1414 nt
Organism: Meriones unguiculatus (Mongolian gerbil)
Lineage: Eukaryota; Metazoa; Chordata; Mammalia; Rodentia; Muridae
Product: olfactory receptor 13J1-like
Exons: 1
Coding region: 186-1124 (312 amino acids)
Biological process (GO): G protein-coupled receptor signaling pathway
Cellular component (GO): membrane
Molecular function (GO): G protein-coupled receptor activity; olfactory receptor activity
Source: RefSeq, a predicted model, not a curated record
GCUGCCUAUUUAUACUUCCAAGAACUCUUUUAGGGAAACACUGCUCUAAAUCAUCCUCAUUUUUCACACGGAUGAACUGAAGCCUGCAGAGGGUGAGGAGACUGUCCCAGUGUCACAGCAAGUGUGUCCACGCUGAAAAAGUCCUCAACAGCUUCUGCAGUCCCGCCACCUUCCGCCCCUGCGGCAUGGAGCCCAGCAACAGGACAGCAGUCUCUGAAUUCACCUUGAAGGGAUUUUCUGGCUACCCAGCCCUAGAACACCUACUCUUUCCUCUGUGCUCAGCUAUGUACCUGGUGACCCUGCUGGGGAACACAGCCAUCGUGGUGGUGAGCGUGCUGGAUGCCCGCCUGCACACGCCCAUGUACUUUUUUCUGGGUAAUCUCUCCAUUUUGGACAUCUGCUACACAUCUACUUUCAUACCCCUGAUGCUGGUCCACCUCCUGUCACCCCGGAAGACCAUCUCCUUUAUUGGCUGUGCCAUCCAGAUGUGUCUGAGCCUUUCCACAGGCUCCACAGAGUGCCUGCUGCUCGCCAUCAUGGCCUAUGACCGCUACCUGGCCAUAUGCCAGCCACUCAGGUACCCUGUGCUCAUGAGCCACAGGCUCUGCCUGACGCUGGCAGGAGCCUCCUGGGGGCUCUGUCUCUUCAAGUCAGUUGCAGAGACGGUCAUCGCCAUGCGGCUGCCCUUCUGUGGCCACCACGUGAUCAGACACUUCACCUGCGAGAUCCUGGCUGUGCUGAAGCUGGCCUGUGGGGACACCUCCGUCAGCGAUGCCUUCCUGCUGGUGGGAGCCAUCCUCCUGCUGCCUGUACCCCUGACCCUCAUCUGCCUGUCUUACAUACUAAUCCUGGCCACCAUCCUGAGGGUGCCCUCAGCCACUGGGCGCCGCAAAGCCUUCUCCACCUGCUCGGCGCACCUGGCUGUGGUCCUGCUUUUCUACAGCACCAUCAUCUUCAUGUACAUGAAACCCAAGAGCAAGGAGGCCUGUGUCUCUGACCAGGUCUUCACAGUCGUCUAUGCUGUGGUGACCCCCAUGCUGAACCCCAUCAUCUACAGCCUAAGGAACAAGGAGGUGAAGGAGGCUGCCAGGAAAGCUUGGGGCAGUAGAUGGGCCUGUAGGUAAGGGAGGGCAGGGCUCUGCACGAAGAAGGGCCUUGUCUUGUGUGGGUCAUCGUGUGCCAGUGACACUGCAGAGAGGAGCAUGGAGCUGCACUCCAGAGACACAGCACCAAGUCCCACCAACCAUGGCACAGUCACUCACAAGCCACCUUCUGCUCCUGCCCUGUCCUAGCCCAGCCUCUGCCCCCGGCCCUCCACAGCAGCCUCUUGGCGAUCUCCAGACUCCAGCCUUGGAGAGUGAGUGCAGCAGCUCACACCUAUAAUACUGGCAGUUGUGAAACUGAAGCAGGAGGA